AUGGCUCCCGCUGGCGACGUGCCGACUCCGCUUGCUCCAGGUGCUGCUGGUGUGCAUGGGAAGAAGCCGUCGGAUGCGUGUCUGGAUCCGGUGACUCCUAAGACGCUUUUCAACGGCGUGGCCGGCUCUUUCGGCGCGGAGAUGGUUAACAAACUGGCGGAACGUACGUCGGCCCUCAAGCUGGAUGAUCUGCCGGCGGGUGGGAAAGGAAAUGACGUGGAUAAGCCGACCGCUGCUGGAGGCUCGUCGUCGAUGCCUGAGGUGCUUGAAAAAGGCAAAGCGAAAGCGGAGGACAAGGACAACGAUGACGGUGACCUCAGUGACGAUCCAGACGAGUGUCAAUACCCGGAGGUGCUCAACGAAAUCGCUGCGCAGGCGGGAUUUGCCAUUACCCUGCUGAUUCCGUUUGCCUGGAACAAGGAAGUUCCCCGCACCAUCAAUACGGUCCGGCAUCUCCUGCUGGUGUGGGGAAAGCACCUGUGGUCGCAGCAGCGGACCCCCAAGUUGACUUCUGUGUCGCCUCCCCCCCAAGCAGCUGCUUCUCUGAAGCUGUCAGCGGCGGCGAAGAUCAUCAUCGCAGACCCGGCAAUUUCCCUAUCCUCGGUGGGAGGGGUCCGGGAGGAAUGGAUUUGCGUGCAAGAGGAGUGCGGGAAGGCUCAUGGGAACAACUUCGAACAGGCGGUGGAGCAUGUUCAGUCCCAGCGCCACUGUACCGGCCUGCUCAAGGCGGGUGCUGCUACCCAGCAGAGCAGGGGAAAGUAG
Closterium sp. Naga37s-1 is the source of this 762-nucleotide messenger RNA. Lineage: Eukaryota; Viridiplantae; Streptophyta; Zygnematophyceae; Desmidiales; Closteriaceae. The record is from the annotation of a GenBank genome assembly.